Agrilus planipennis (emerald ash borer) is the source of this 1335-nucleotide messenger RNA. It is a transcript of the gene GABPI, whose product is annotated as palmitoyltransferase ZDHHC23. Gene Ontology annotation, molecular function: palmitoyltransferase activity. The transcript is spliced from 4 exons. NCBI's taxonomy places the organism in Eukaryota, Metazoa, Arthropoda, Insecta, Coleoptera, Buprestidae. The record is from RefSeq and is a predicted model, not a curated record. Bases 138 to 1136 code for a protein of 332 amino acids.
AAUGUAACGUUGAAACUAAAAUUACUGCCAAACAACAGCAAAGUUGAACAAAGAGGUUAACAGGAUAUUAAAGUUACAAUAAUCAUUUUAUACAAAAAUACUUCUUUAAACUGUUUUCAUUAUGGUGUGAGAAAAAAAUGCUUGAGAAUGAAGCUUUAUGUUGCUGUGAAUAUUAUGAUGUUAACAAUGAACGAAAUCAUAUUCUGACUUGCUGCUGUAACUGUUUAGAGUUUGAUGAGGCUUUUGAUAAUUUAAUAUCUGGUAAAAAAAUACAAGCCAGUCAUAAAACAGCUAUAAUGACCACUUUCCAAGAUAGAAUAAGAAUGCCUUGGCCUGGUGGAGCAAGAAGGCUGUCUAUAGAGACAAUUAUACCAUGCUUUGCAUUACCUUUACUAAUUUUAAUUGCCACAUUAAGCCUGUGGAAUACAGUAUUUAGUUUUUUCUUUAUGUUUUUGCUGUUAAUAAUUAUGAAAAAAAAAUUUAAACAUAUGAAAAUCUUAUUUUUGCGAUGGACUAUUAUAUCAUUCUUAAUCAUUUAUCUAAUAUUUGAACUACUUGUUAUUCCAUAUCUGGAGAUAUUAAUAAGCGAAAACAUUACUGUAAAUGUAUUUGUUAUUAUUGCAGUUGUAGCUGCCUAUUUAAUGAAAGUUAAAACACAUAAUUUAAAAGGCAAAUAUGAAAGAGAAAGUGGUUGUACAAUUCAAGUUGAUGAAUGUUCAUCUUGUCAAACCUAUAUACCAGGAAAGGAUUUUCAUUGUAUUUGUCUUAACUGUUGUGUAGGACAACACAAUCGUAAUUUUUAUUUAUUAUUUCUGGUAAUGACCUUAUCAGCUUUAGUAUACAGUUCUAAUUUAACACUGACAACUAUUUGCCAUCCUUUUAAUUUUUACAAAACAAUCCUACUUCCAGAUGAUUGCUCUGAAGUAUAUGAAGAUUAUGAAUUAGCCCUAAGUUUUGUGAGUGCUGUUUAUAGUCUCUUAAUUACAGUUUAUAUACUGUAUUUACUUAUUUAUCAAGUAGUUCUGGUAAUAUUUGGUUUUACUGGAGAGGAAUGGAAUUCACUGCCAUUUUUGCAAAAGAUUGUAUGUGGUUUAGGGAGGAAAAGGUCUCAUAACAGAAAAGUCAUGUGGAGUUAAGAAUUGUCUUAUAUAGUACAUACAAUAGGAAUGAGUCAAUAUUGUAGCUGUUUAUGUAUCAGUGAAAAUUGUGUACUGCAUGUAAUUGUUAUUUGUGAGAAGCUGUAAAAUAUGCUUAGUUUUGAAUUAGAUACCUAAGAUAAAAUUAUUUCAUACAAAUUAGGUAUUUCAUUAAAAAUAUAUCUGCUAAACUUUUUUU